Molecule: messenger RNA, 1035 nt
Organism: Fomitopsis serialis
Lineage: Eukaryota; Fungi; Basidiomycota; Agaricomycetes; Polyporales; Fomitopsidaceae
Product: chaperonin 10-like protein
Exons: 8
Coding region: 1-1035 (344 amino acids)
Molecular function (GO): zinc ion binding; oxidoreductase activity
Source: RefSeq, a predicted model, not a curated record
AUGCCCGAGGGAACCAUGCGCGCGCUCUACUAUAGCGCUCCCCAGAAAUUCGAGAUCAAGGAAGUGCCGAUCCCGAAGUGCAACGACGACGAUCUUCUCCUCAAAGUGACAUGCUGUGGUGUCUGCGGCACGGACGGGCACAUUCACGAGGGUGAAUUCAUUGCCAAGUUCCCCCUCAUCCCCGGUCACGAAGCGAUCGGAAAGGUGGUGGAGAAGGGCAAGAACGUCAAGGACUUUGAGCUCGGCGACAGGGUUGUCGCGGAUGUUGGCAUUUCCUGCGACGACUGCUUCUACUGCCGACGGGGUCAGGCGGUACUUUGCGAGAACUUCAAUGCACGUGGUGUGACCAUGGACGGUGGGUUUGCCGAAUAUAUCGUUUACCAUCAAAAGAAGUGCUACAAGAUCCACAACCUCACUGACGAGGAGUCAACACUGCUCGAGCCCGCGGCAUGUGCUAUCCACGGCCUCGACAAGCUGAACCCGCCUGUCGGCAUUGACGUCCUCCUGCUCGGUGCCGGCCCAACCGGCCUUAUCCUCGCCCAGCUGCUCAAGCUGAACGGCGCGCACAAGGUCGUCAUUGCGGCGAAUAAGGGUAUCAAGAUGGACAUCGCCAAGCAGCUGAAUGCGGGGGACGAGUACAUCGAGCUCGACCGGCAGAACCCUGACCCUCAGUGGGAGCAGCUCAAGAAGGACAACCCGUACGGCUUUGACGUCGUGGUUGAGGCGACCGGCGUGGAGAAGCUCGCGCAGGAGAGCAUUAACUACGUCCGGAGGGGAGGCACGAUCAUGAUCUACGGCGUGUACGCGAACAAGGCGACGGUGCACUGGCCGCCGUCCAAGAUCUUCGGGGACGAGAUCAAGAUUCUCGGCUCGUUCUCACAGGCGUUCUGCUUCCCCCGCGCGGUUGCGUACCUCGACGGCGGAAAGAUCAACGUCAAGGGCAUGGUUACGGAUGUCUUCAAGCUUGAGGACUACCAGGGCGCUCUGGACAAGAUGAACAGCCGUGGUGCUCUCAAGAUUGCCAUCAAGCCGUGA